AUGGCUAAGAGAUUUACUAAAACUACUAUAAACUGGGCCGAACUGCAGAAAUUAGUGCCUGCUGAUCAAAAGGGGAAAUUUCUAGCGUUCAAAACUAAGGCUGAUGCUUAUUUGAGAAGAGUAAAUGCAAGUCCACCCGAGCUUCCGCCAAUUGACUGGAAGAAGUACCAAAGUCUAGUACCGGUCGCUGGCAUGGUUGAAAAAUUCCAGAAAGAGUACGAAGCCCUCAAAAUACCCUACCCUGAGGAUACGUUGUCGGCGUCAAUUGAUGAACAGUGGAAAGCGCUUCAGCCAGAAAUCAAGGCGUACUGCGAUGAGAGACAAAAAGAAAUUGAGGCAGCCACCAAGGAGUUGGAAAGAAUCAAAAAGUUGCCCAAAUUCGAGGAUAUGACGAUGGAGAUAUACCGUGACAUGUAUCCGGAUCAAGCCCUAGAUCCAGUAGGAAAACCAACAUUCUGGCCACACGACGCAGAGAGCCAACUUGAUUAUGUACCAGAAAAGAAGCCAAUGAAGAAGUGA
Molecule: messenger RNA, 519 nt
Organism: Leptosia nina
Lineage: Eukaryota; Metazoa; Arthropoda; Insecta; Lepidoptera; Pieridae
Source: the annotation of a GenBank genome assembly